UGUAGUAGUUUUAUUUUGUUUGGAAUAGCAGAAUCACUUCUCGACAAAGCUGUUUUGUUAGUGUUUUUUCUGCUAUGGGUCAGGGGUGGAAGUGGGUCCACUUAUUGGUUUUCUUGAUUUUCUUGAAACAUGCUGUUGGAUAUGAAGGUUGGCUUUCUCAGAAUGUUCAGCCUCAGAAUUGGUCUGUCCACAAGCUCUUCUCCCCUAGGGAAGUCCAGUCUUCUGUGUUGGAGGCUCCAGUGACUGGAAGCAUUCCUGUUGAAGAAGUGGCCUCUAAUAUGUUUGCUGGGAAGAGCCCAAAUGCCAGCAGGCCUCUAUUUUCCCUUUCACGUCCGUAUGUAAAAGGAGGUUUUUCCAGCAGCUAUGGAUCUAUGUCUCAUACCCAAAGUGCACCAAGUGUCUUGGACAGCAUUUCAUCACUGCUACAACUCCAGGGUUCCUCCAGUCCAAAUGCCCAGAAUGUAUUUAACCAGUCUACUAGUGGGCAAGGUUCCUAUAGCCAGUCUUCUCAGUAUGGCUCUGGACUGCAAAGAGUUUCUGCUGAACUCUCUUCCACACCAGUACGAGGUGGUAGUUCCAGUGGCUUCUCCAUCCUGUCAAAGCUUGGUCUCUCACCUCUUGAUGUUUCUGACCCACCCACCGGUGAUCAAAGCUCCUCAAACAUGUCUACAAGCGCUCAGAGCAGCUCUGGCCUUCAGUUGGGAGGAACCUCUAGUCUGCUUUCUGCACAGAGUAGCUCUUCCACAGGGUCCUCAAGCAGUUCCCGCCAUUUCUUUACUUCUACUUAUCAAGGCAGCUCUGGGUCACAACUGGCAGGAGGUUCCAGCCGGCUUGUUUCUGCAAGUGGUUUGUUCACCCAGUCUCCAAGUACUGAAAGUCCGGAUACCCCUGGGUCCUCAUAUGCCAAGCUCGCUGCCUCACCCCUAGAUUUUAGCCAGUCUACCACUGAUCAGAGCUCUUACAGCCAGUAUACACCAAGCUCAGAGAGCAGAGUUGGCACUCAGCUGGCAGCUUCCCAUCAUCCUGUACCUGGACAGGGUAGUCGUUAUGGUUCAUCUGUCGAGCUUCAAGAUACGACUAGCCAGCAUGCUCAAACUUUUUCCUUGGGUGCAAAACUGCCUCUGUCCAGUCAGUACUAUCAAGCAACUCAGAGUGGUUCUCUAUCUCAAAGCCGACUAUCUCCGGAGCCUUCAGCCUCAAGGACCCAAGGAUUUCAGGCAGUGUCACAGGGAUCUGGUACAUCACAGAGCAGUUCUUGGUCUCCAAGUAGGUUCUCUUCACUGUCUUCUGCAGGAGGUUCUAUCAGCUCUACUGAUGGCUCUUCUGUACAGUCUCAACAUGCCUCCAGCCAGAAUGCCCUGGCUUCUUUGGAUGCAAAAGUGCCUUUGUACAGUCAAGCUGCUCCAAGUAGUUCCUCUCUGUCUCUGAGCCCUCCAGCUCAAUGGCAGUCUUCCUCUAGGUGGUUGCAAAGCUUUCAGGCAUCUGGUACAGUGGCAUCACAGAGUAGCUCUCCAUCUCAAGGCUCCAAGGCUCCCAGCAAGUUCUAUACCCUUACCUCAGCAGUAAGUCCUGGCCAAUUUGCCUCCAAAAAGGAAGGAAGUGGCAGUUAUAGUGGCUUGUCCAUGCAGUCUCAAAGUACCCCAAGUCGGUAUAGUCCUGGGUCCUCUGCAUAUGCCAAGCGUGGUGCCUCACCCCUAGGUGUUAGUCAGUUUACCAGUGGACCAAGCUCUUACAGCCAGUAUACAUCAAGCUCCCAGAGCAGGGCUGGCACUCAGCUGGCAGGCUCUAGUCACCAUGCACCCAUGCAGACAGGAAACGCGUUUAGUGGUGGCUCAUCUCUCCAGAUGCAAGGUACCUCUAGCCAGUAUGCACCUUCUCCUUUGGAUGUUAAAGUUCCUGUGUACAGUAAGGCUCCAAGUGGACCCUCACUGUCUCGGAGCCAACCAUCUCAAUGGCAGCCUUCCUCUAAGUGGUCCCAAGGUUUUCAAACCUCUGGAACGGUGACAUCACAAAGUAGUUCUCCCUCUCAAGGUUCCAAGGCUCCCAGUAAGUUCUCUACCCUUACCUCAGCAGCAAGUCCCACCCAAUUUGCCUCCGAACAGGAAGGAAGUGGUGUAGAUAGUGGCUUGUCCAGCUGGUCUCAAAGUGCCUCAACUCCGUAUAGCCAUGGGUCCCCUGCAUAUAUCAAGCGUGGUUCCUCCCUGCUUGAUGUUUCUAGGCAUUCUGCCAGUGGUCCGAGCACCUACAGCAAGUAUACAUCAAGCUCACAGAGCAGGGCUGGCACUCAGCUGUCAGGCUCUAGUCCUUAUGUGCCUGUGCAGUCAGUAAGCACCUCUACUGAUGGCUCAUCUCUGCAGCUGCUAGGUACCUCUAGCCAGUAUGCCCCUUCACCCUUGAAUGCAAAAGUUCUUGUGUACAGUCAGGCUGCUCCAAGUAGACCCUCAUUGUCUCGGAGCCAACCAUCUCAAUGGCAGACUUCCUCAAGGUGGUCACAAGGUUUUCAGACCUCUGGUACAGUGGCAUCACAGAAUAGCUCCAAGGCUCCCAGUAGCUUCUCUACACUUACCUCUGCAGCAGGUCCUGGGCAUUUUGCCUCCAAACAAGGAAGUGGCAUAUAUAGUGGCUUUUCCAGCCUGUCUCAAGGUACCUCAAGUCCGUAUAGCCCUAGGCCCUCUGCAUAUGCCAAACAUGAUUCCUCUCUCGACGUUUCGAGCCAAUCUACAAGUGAUCCAGACUCUUCUGGCCUGUAUGCAUCAAGCUCCCAGAGUAUGGCUGGAACUCGGCUGGCAGGUUUUAGUCCCAUUCCUGUUCAGACAGGAAGCACAUUUACUGGGGGAUCAUCUUUCCAGUUUCAAGGUACCUCUAACCAGUAUGCCCCUUCUGUGCCCAGUCAAUACACUCUGGCUUCAGGUGGAUCCUCCUUGACUGGCUCAGAGGCAUCUAAAAAAUGGCAGCCUUCAGCCUCCACUUUGAGCCAAGGGUUUCAGGCCUCUGGUACAUCUGUACAUCAGAGCAGAUCUUCCCCUCAAAGCUCUCAGACUUCUAGUGGAUCUUCCUUCCUGCCAGCCCUGAGCCCUUCUGUGGAUUCUGUGGCCCGGGGUAGCCAGAGUUCUAUCUCUAGUCCUCUGAGGAUCUCAAGCUUCUUUGGUGUAGGACAACAACCCUCUAAGCUCUCAGCUCCGGCUGCUUCUGGCUCCCAAAUCCAUAGCCAAAUAUCUCCUGGUCUGUCUGCUUCAGUUCAACACCCCUCAGACUCCAUGACUUCAUCUCUUGGCUCAAGUGUCCAAGGAGCUUUACAAGGUAUAUUCUCUGGUCAGUCCAGUUCCACCUAUGGCCAGAAACCUUCAGGCUAUUCCAAACCAUCCCAAAGCUCCUCUGCUACAGGACGAUACUUCUCAUCUGUCAAGGGCUAAGGGACUGCCAUGUACGUUUGUGCUGUGGAAUGUCAGCGCUAAAUGGUGUAAAGCUGUGCUUUUAAUCUAACUUUGAAGCAAUAAAUUGUUUAAUAUAAA
Molecule: messenger RNA, 3512 nt
Organism: Sinocyclocheilus rhinocerous
Lineage: Eukaryota; Metazoa; Chordata; Actinopteri; Cypriniformes; Cyprinidae
Product: hornerin-like
Exons: 3
Coding region: 75-3413 (1112 amino acids)
Source: RefSeq, a predicted model, not a curated record